Messenger RNA from Ooceraea biroi (clonal raider ant), 2259 nucleotides. Its product is annotated as flexible cuticle protein 12. Lineage: Eukaryota; Metazoa; Arthropoda; Insecta; Hymenoptera; Formicidae. Gene Ontology annotation, molecular function: structural constituent of chitin-based larval cuticle. The record is from RefSeq and is a predicted model, not a curated record. Gene Ontology annotation, cellular component: chitin-based extracellular matrix.
CUUUCUCUUCAAGUCUCGAUCAUUAGCAUAAGCUAUUCGCUUAUGUAACGGCGCACUUUCUUUUCAAAGCUCGGCUCCAGUGUGCCAUUAUUCUUCGCUCAUUACUCGGCGAUGUAAUCCAUUUCAGUGAUUCGAUUAAAUGAGAUUGUACUCGGUGCCACUGUCUAAACGAGAGAUCAAUAUUCGAUAAAAGUGACUUGAACCUUUCGGAAUUUUCAAGCGGCGAGAACUUUGAUUAUUAGAAGUAUGAUCGCUUCCUUAUGUUUGCAGUGGCAUUGAGAUGAAAAAUAAAUUAUACCUAUAUCUGUCAAAUGGAAUCGGCAAUGUUCUUUGAUCCAUCGAAUGUUUUGCGAGAUUUUACGACACUGACAAUUGGAAAGAGCGACUUUUAGGCGUGACAAGGUCCUGGGGGAGCGAUACUCUUCGCCAGUUCCGGGACAUCUUUCAUAUUUAUAAAAACCCGUUUUCUCGAAUCGGAAAGCAGAAGAAGGAAAUUAAUUGCGUCUUAUAAAAUCUGAAUUUCAUGAUCAUCGAAACGCGGCACUGUAUUAUUGGAUUGCUCUACAGUUUGAUAUGGAAACAGUUAGACGAAUUUAUAAAUACAAAUAAUGUGAUUUUUCCUAAAGCAAUACAAAUAGCCAGAUUUAAAUAUAUCUUAAUUUUAAGAUAUAUUUAAAACCUGCAUAUAUUUAUUGUAUCAAACGCUAUUUGAAAACAUUAAUUAAUCGAUUGGCCAAGCGCAGAAGUAGAACCAUCUAUUCAACAUCUGCAUCGUCGUGAUCUUAUCAAUUCGUAAAAAGUUUCUCCCGAUGAUAAUUUAUGAGUCCACUCGUCUGCGAUCCUCUCGUCAGUUAAUUUCAAUUCUCGCCAGAUGGAAUGUUUCACCAUAAACAGAUUUCGACGAAUCGCGGCGUGAUGCAACAAGAGAGCGAUGCAUGAUAGAUUACCCACUUUGAUCCGUAGAAUUUAGUUAGUUAGCCCAGCGCACAUUAGAGCCACGCGUUUGCAUUAACGCGUCCGCAUUAAGAUGAAUCUGUAUUGCGCAACGUGACAAUCACCGGAUAGACCUUUCAUAGAAGACCACCGGAUUAAGAUCCUCAACGAGGAGGAUACGCAAGAAAAGGGAUUCGCGCGUAACCUUUAGUGGGAUUCAUCUCUCGAAGUGCAGUUGCAAUCGAGAAGACUAAACGCUUGAAGCACCAUUGGACCGAAUUAAAUUAAAUACAAGGGUUUGCGAUUCAAUCUGUGACUUAACAAGUGACAAUCGCACAAUUCUCGAGGUCUGAAUUCUCUGGCGAAGAACAAAGAUCAGGUCUCUUUCAGAACGUCUGUUAUGUGGCGAAAGAAGUUGUUCUUCGCGGAAGAAGUCGCAAGUCGAGCAGAGAUUUAGGUAUCGAACCUGUCGCGAACCGUACAGGUGAAACCUGCACGGUGUACCCUCCCAGCAUCCGUUCUCUGCAUUCUUGCGUGAGAUUCCCGGCCCCGUUACGACGCGGUCGUUGUGCCAUCAUCUUACGCGGGCGGCGGGGUAGGCGGGGGGUCGUUCGGUCCCUCCGCCGGUCGAUUAAGGAUUUCGACACAUGGACAUGAACAUUUUGGCAGCGUGAACGAUGGUAGGGCGUAAUAAUUCGGCGAUCGCGAUUCAGCUGUGUAUAUAUUCACCAUCGUUCGUACGUCGAAUCAGUCCAGUGAGCCAUCUCAACUCAGAUCCUCACCUGUCUUCGAGAAGAAAAAAACCGAGAAAACUGCUAAUCAUGAAGCUGAUCGUUGCCUUCGCCGCCGUCGUCGCUGUCGCCCUCGCUGCUCCUCAGGGCCGCCUGCAGGACCAAGUAGUUCUCGUGAAAGAGACGCCAUCGGACAACAUCGGCCUGGAUGGAUACCAAUUCGGCUAUGAGCUGUCGAACGGUGAAUCCCGUCAGGAAUCCGCCCAGUUGGUGAACGCCGGCCAAGAAAACGAGAGCAUCGCCGUCCGCGGUAGCUACAGCUGGGUCGACCCGGCCACCAACGUCAGAUACACCGUCAACUACGUCGCCGAUGAGAACGGAUUCCACCCCGAAGGCGCUCACUUGCCAUCCGUCUAGAUUCUAGCGCAAAAUUAAUUGUAAAUACCACGGCCCAAAUAUUUCCCAGUCAUUGAAUAAUUGCAGCUACGCUCGGAGUAUUGUUGGAGAACUUCCCGAACUUCUCCUCCCGAUUUUGUAGCAAUCCUGUGACAAACUUAUUGUUAGUGCUAAUAAAUAAAUUGAUUUUUACAUAAUU